Messenger RNA from Penicillium pulvis, 2298 nucleotides. Its product is annotated as Rab GTPase-binding exocyst subunit SEC15. The coding region runs from base 1 to 2298 and encodes 765 amino acids. NCBI's taxonomy places the organism in Eukaryota, Fungi, Ascomycota, Eurotiomycetes, Eurotiales, Aspergillaceae. Gene Ontology annotation, cellular component: exocyst; membrane. Gene Ontology annotation, biological process: intracellular protein transport; Golgi to plasma membrane transport; exocytosis. The transcript is spliced from 9 exons. The record is from RefSeq and is a predicted model, not a curated record.
AUGCCCUCCAUGCCCCCUGCCCUUGCAGAACCCCAUGUUCUGAACCAAAUCAUCAUAUCGCCUUCCGACACCGACUACCUAGAUCAGCUAAUCCCCUCCAUUCGCGAGUACAGCGUGGGGAAUCGGACUCCCCAAUUACUUCAAUCCUUGUCCAGAUUUGCAAGUGACAAGGAGGCAGAGAUUGAGAGGAUAUGUAACACAAAUCAUCAGGAGUUCGUCUCGUCAGUCAACUCGUUACUUCGAAUCCGGGAAGGCACGGUAUCCUUAACGGCAGAGAUCCUGGACCUCAACCAAUCGAUUCAAACAAGUACCGAGCGACUAGCCGAACAGAAAAAAGCCUUGGUAGAAUCACGGGGCCACCGCCAAAAUAUCGAUGAGACUUCGAGGGCGAUUCAAGAUUGCCUGGAAGUGCUUCGUCUUGCAAAUCAAGUUCAUGACCUGCUAGCCAAGAAGAACCACUAUGCGGCCUUGCGCGCCUUGGAAGAGCUGCAAAACGUUCAUCUGAAGGGGGUGACCCAAUACAAGAUCGCCGUCAUGAUUCAGCGCUCGGUGCCGGCCACCCAGCGCGCAAUCGCCGAGGCCGUCAUGUCAGAUUUGAAUACCUGGCUCUACCGCAUCCGCGAGAUGUCACAGUACCUUGGGGAAAUUGCGCUCUUUCACACCGACCAACGCAAAUCAAGGCUCAAGCAGAGAGCUGAGAAGGUUCCGUACCUCGAACACUUCAACUUGAACUCUGCCAUCGAAUUGGUAGCCGAUGAGGACGAAGAAUAUGAUUUACUUGAGAACGAAGAUUUACAGGUGGAGUUCACUCCAUUAUUUGAGUGUCUGCAUAUCCAUCAAUCUUUGGGGCAAAUAGACAAAUUUCGAAUCGAGUAUGCCAACACUCGCCGCCGCCAAAAGGAUCUUUUAACUCCACCCUCCAUUACUCUCAUAGAUGAAGAUGGGGCCAGCCUUCACAACCUUCUGGAGGAAAUGGCAGGAUUUGCCAUUGUUGAACGAGCUACGAUGAAAAGAGUGCCUGAUUUGAGAUCAUCGGUUGAUAUCGAUGAGCUCUGGGACUCCAUGUGUCAGGCCGCGGUGGGCGUGAUAUCCAAGGCUCUUCCCGAAGUAGACAAUGCCGAAAACAUCCUGAAAAUCAAGAACCUGAUUGCUUUGUUCAUGCAGACCAUGAAUACUUGGAAUUUCCCGGUCCGAGUCUUCGACGACUUCCUCUUGAGACUUUUUGAGAAAUAUGCAGAGCUCUUGAAGAGGAGGUUUAGUGAUGAUUUUCAAGAAAUUGUAUCGACGGACGAUUACAUGCCAAUGCCAAUUCAGACUUUGGAAGAAUACGACAAGGUGCUCAAUGUGAGCUGGUAUAGUCCCGACAAGCCUCGUGAGGAGCAAAUCUUCCCCUGUAUCCUGCCAUUUUCAAGAAUGUAUCCACUGUGCUGCAUCGACAUUCGGAAUUUUUUGAAUCAAUUCUAUUUCUUCGCAAAUGAUGACUUUUCGCACCCAAAUGUCAUUGAUGAGACCUUAAAGGAUGCGUUGGAUGAUCUCCUUUCGCGCAAGGUCUGCGAUACUUUAGUCGAGCGCCUUUCCUCGCAGUACCUGGGGCAGAUUGUUCAAAUUCUUAUCAACUUGGAGCACUUCGAGUCGGCUUGUCAUGAGCUCGAAUUGCUUCUUGCGGCUGCGAGGUCUCAGAACUCCACGGGCACAUCUAUUACUCUUAUGGCAACUGAAAAGUUCCGGAGCAAUAAAAAAUCCGCUGAAAAACGCAUUUUUGAGGUCGUGAACUCCAAAAUUGACGAUCUCAUCGAAACAGCAGAAUACGAAUGGAUGUCUCCAACUCCCCCAAGCGAACCCAGUAACUACAUGCAGACCUUGACUCGAUUCCUCUCCAAUAUCAUGAACUCUACGCUGCUGGGACUGCCCACUGAAAUUAAAGAGCUCAUAUAUUUCGACGCCCUCAGCCAUGCGGCGAACAUGAUUUUGGCGCAACCGCUGGCAUCGGAUGUCAGAACCAUCAACCCCAAUGGUGUGAUGGCCUUGGCCAAGGACGUGGAGUACUUGGCUCAAUUUGUGGAUAGUCUUAAUGUCCCUAUCCUGCGUGAAAAUCUCGAUGAGCUCCAGCAGACCGUGCAGUUGAUGCAAGCAGAUAAUGCGGAUGAAUUUUAUGAUAUCUCGACUCGGAACAAGAAAUACGGACGAGUGGACGCCAUGCAGGGGCCCCUUUUGCUUGAGAAGCUUACGAGGACGAUUCAAGCCCCUAGCAAGGUGGACAAGUUCACCACCCUUUCUUCUCGUUUCAAAAAGAAUUGA